Messenger RNA from Mercenaria mercenaria, 3311 nucleotides. RefSeq lists its product as uncharacterized. Lineage: Eukaryota; Metazoa; Mollusca; Bivalvia; Venerida; Veneridae. The coding region runs from base 697 to 1356 and encodes 219 amino acids. The record is from RefSeq and is a predicted model, not a curated record. The transcript is spliced from 2 exons.
UCGUGAUUAGGUUAACUGUAAAAAUACAUGUACACAAAAAUCCCUCAGCAAACACUGGGCUAAUCUAAAAUUUUCAGAUUUCUCGCUAGUAGCGUAUCGUAAUAGGCAUUUAGGACUAAAUUGUUUUUGAAGUUUAAUAUCAUGUAAUACAUGUAUUUUGAAAACGAAAGUUGUAAACGAGAAAAAAACAUGGCGGAAAGAGGGAAGUUUACUGAAAGUGUGCUCGGUGCCUCUGAUGAAAUUUAUGAUUACAACUGUUCCCCUUGCGAAGAAUCUGGAGUAUAUAAGGAAGCACAUAAAUACUGUGAUAGUUGUAAAGUUAUUGUAAGAAAUUUCUCGGCGAUCACAACAAAUUUCCAGCUUUAAGGGGUCACCUGAUAAAAGAUGCGACCUCUCAACCGAAACAGACUGUUAAAACUGGGGCACCAAGCGUAUCCGUUCCAGCACAACCAGUUGAGCCGUGUGAGAACCAUCCUGAAGAAAUGAUAAAGAUGUAUUGUGGUGAACAUGAUGUUGUCUGCUGCACUGUUUGUGUAGCACUCAAUCACAGAGAGUGCAAAGACGUUCACUACAUUCUAAAGCUGACUAAAGAUACCAGAACAAGUCAAAAAUACAAUGACUACGUGGAAUAGAUGACAAGACUCAAAACCUUGUAUGAGGACACUAAACAGUCCAUCCAGGAUGAAAUAAAAAAAAAUGAGUAACGUAAAAACUGAAGUUAUCAAAGAAAUAAAAGAGUACAAGCGAGAAUUAGUUUCAAGAAUAGAAGAACUUGAGAGUAGGUCGCUUGAGAAUGUUAAUGAAAGGUGUAAGCAAAUAACAGAAAGAUUGAAUGCAGCUGCAAGUCAUGUUAAUGAAGUAUUAGAUAAGGUAACACAUCGUGUGGGAGAGAUAGACAAUAUGGGCGAGGCACAACUAUUUGUUCAAAUGAAAAGAAUGAGAUCAAUGAAAGACGAACAAGAUAAGAUUGACAAAACUCUUCAAUCGUUUAAAGGACUUAGCUUUACACUAGACGACAGUAUUAGGAAUGCUCUCGACAAUGUCGACGGACUUGCUGUUGCAAAGGUACCUCACAAAAUUCUUUCUAAGAAAGAGUAUGGUAUGAUUUUUGAUGAUGACAAAUACGAAACGUACAAUGUGUAUGAUACAUGUACCUUAGAUGAUGGCACCUUGGUUAUGACAUGUGACGACAAACUGAAACGAUUUUCCAGGUUAUUUAAUAAAGUUGCUAACAUAUCGGUCCCAGGGAAAUCGUAUGGGAUAUGUGAAAUUUCAAAAUCAAAAGAAUUAGUAAUUACAAUACGAGACAAGCAAAUAAUACAGUUUGCACAGUACAAUGCAAAAACAUAUCACUGACACAAUCAUUCACAGUAGGUGUUCCAUGCAAAGGCACCUGUUCGUCACCUGUGGUGGAGGCGACAAUGACAAUGUUCCAGGUCAUUUAAGACAGUAUGAUUUGAAAGGUAAACUUAUAUGCACAACUGACACUGACAAUACCGGUCGACGAAUCUUCACGUCUCCCCGUUUAAUAACUCUUGAUUCUAGCACAAAUAACAUAUAUAUAGCAGACAGACACAAAGGAAUAAUUGUUCUUGACAGGAAUGGAAAGAUAGAAAGGCAUUUAUAUGAUUCUUCUUUGAAAAAUUGAUUCGGUAUUUGUCUUACAACUAAGAAUAAUAUUCUUGUGUCCGGCUUUGAUUCCUGUAGUAUACAUCAAUAUGAUGAAAAUUUCAGGUAUGUAGGAACAAUCUUGAGCCUUACGGAUAAAAUGCUUAAACCUACAGGCAUACUAGUUGAUGAAUCAAAGAAAAGAGUUAAUUGUUGGUAUGAACAAACACAAUGAAAUAUACUUUUAUGAAAUUGAAUGAUAAAAGGGACUGUAUACAGUAAAAAAAAAGACGAUAUAUGCCGGUACUUUGGUAUUUGUGUCUUUGUGUAUGUUUUAAAUAGGUUGCUGUCAGAAAACACAUGUACAUUCAUAUCCAAUUUCAUGUAUAUACAUAAUAUUAGUAUUAAAUGUUAUUUUAUGCAGUUAUUUCUAUAUUUUCAAAUGCCUGAUAUAGAGAAAUCUUGUUUUGACAAGUUUGGACGUGUUAUGUUUUGAAAUAUAAUAUGCAGCAAAGUCGUAAAUUUGUAAUUAGACCAUCUUAAAUUGACUUGUUUUAGUUUGUUCUAUUGAUUGGUUAACUGCAUAGAUGAUCACAUUUUGAUUUUUUACAUACUUUUACAUACAUGUAUUUAGAAAUGUAAAAUGUGAAAUAAUUGCUCGGGUAUUCGUGUUGAGACUAAAUACCAUGUGUUAAAUUUUAUGAUAUUUGUAUGAAGAGAAAAACUGAUUUAUUUUAUUACUCAAAAUAAAGACUAAACAACAGUUAUUCAGUAUACUCAUUUUAUUUGAGUAUAUAAAAAGUUCCAAAUAGUAUAUUCGUACAAUAUACGCUUUAAAGAAAAUAUUCAUAAAACAUGAACACUAUAUAUAUAUUGAAUAAUAUGUAAGUGGAGUUUUUUUGCCGCUCGUGACUAAACAGGUUUCGCCGUGUUAAGUCGUUAAAAGGACAAAAUCCGGUCGACCGGAAGGAGAACGAACCCUGCUAUCAAACAUUCUGAUCCAACAACGCCAAAGUCAUAAGUUCGAUCCCCACGGGUCAGUUAAGGGGUCGAACCAACAACCCACGUCGAUUUAAGGCUAGGCAAUGCAAGGCAAGGCAAGGUAGUACCAUACAGCUGACAGCAAGGAAAGCAACGUUCAAAUCGAUUUGCAAAGUGACCACUGUUUGCUAAGAGGUUUAAUACAUAUGCAACUGCGAAAUAUCGGUCAAUAUUCCAGCAUCAAAUUGCCAACCCAUCUACUCCGGUUGACUCCAUGCAGUAGGUGGUAUCUGCAACCUGAUCCAGAAUGAAAGGAAAGCUGUGGCUAUGCAACGCAAAUAAACACCUUUGGAAGCAAGGAAGCAAAGCUAAGUAGGUAUUGCCAAGUACUAGAGCAAAACCUUUCCACACACGGUCACAACUGAGCGAGUGGUAAGUGACAACAUAUCUCUCGGAGCAAAUAAUAAAGCAACAUUCUAAACUUGGGUCCGUUCACCCCCCGGUCGACAGGAUUUUCUGCUCCCCCCAAAUAUGAUAUGAGCGACAAUUUCUACUGAAAUAUGCAUAACAUCCAGACCUAUACUUUAUUAAGCGUAUAACAAACUGAAAACAAACUAUACAAAGUGACAUAUAUCCAUAGACAUUAUAAGCAAUGCCACGGUGACUAAGUCACACUCAGGGUUACAGUGUCUCAACUACAAUGUUUAUAAAUGAAUAAAUUU